AUUUAUAGAAAUAUACAUAGCAUAUAGAGCCCCAGCCGCCUCCUAAUCUAGUGGCCUCUCUGCAACUUGCAAGCGUGAACAGCGAACCAAUUGAAUCUGUGGGGACGCAGUGAAAAUGAAGCCAUCAUCUAUCUACCUCUCUCUAUCAACCCCUCCUCUGUUUCUCUCCCUGUUAGCUACUAGUAACUUAAAUUAAUGUGUUUAGGAAAAUCUCUAUGUUACUCAAAUUUUGACAAUGCAAUCCAGGUCUUUAGGAGGUUAUAACUUAUAACCCAUUCCUAUAUAUUAAGGAGGAUCGCACUACAGUUGAAAGCACCUUUGAGCUAAAAGUUACCAGUCAUACUAUUGAACAUCGAUAUCAAUGGAGGGGAGAAGAAGAAGAAUCAGCAGUAUGAUGGUUUGGGUUCAUUUGUUUCUCGCUUUGAGUAUGAUGGUUCAUGCAAAAUGUGAGGAGGAGGGAAAUAGUGCAAAUUUAGCCCAACAAAAAAAGAUCACUUCAUCACAUGAUAGUUCUACUGUAGCCAACAAUAAGCUUCCGCAAGGAGAAAAAAGCAUUGGAGAUGAAAAGAGAAACUACAACUUUGGAGGUGGAGGAGGAGGUGGUGGUGGAGGGUGGACCGGUGGCAAUGGUGGUGGAGGAGGUGGUGGCGGCGGCGGCGGCGGCGGAGGCGGAAACGGUGUGGGGAUGGGAGGAAGUGGUGGAUGGGGAUGGGGAGGUGGUGGAGGAGGAUUUUGGAGUUGGGGAUGUGCAAAACCACAGAGAAAACACAAUGGAGGAAAUAUUGGAAGCCAUAAUAAUAACAAUAAUAAUUGGGAGUAUAAGAUGGGGGAAUUUGCACAAUGCAUGGGAAGAGGAAGGUGCAGAGGAAUGAGGUUGGAUUGCCCGCUUCAUUGUGGCGGCCCCUGUUUCUAUGACUGCAAACAUAUGUGCAAAGCUCACUGUCGACGCUGA
Messenger RNA from Oldenlandia corymbosa var. corymbosa, 952 nucleotides. NCBI's taxonomy places the organism in Eukaryota, Viridiplantae, Streptophyta, Magnoliopsida, Gentianales, Rubiaceae. The record is from the annotation of a GenBank genome assembly.